This is a messenger RNA of Magallana angulata, 3948 nucleotides long. Its product is annotated as amine oxidase [flavin-containing] A-like. The transcript is spliced from 13 exons. The record is from RefSeq and is a predicted model, not a curated record. Gene Ontology annotation, molecular function: oxidoreductase activity. Lineage: Eukaryota; Metazoa; Mollusca; Bivalvia; Ostreida; Ostreidae. Bases 91 to 1635 code for a protein of 514 amino acids.
UCUCAUUUAACUGUUUAAGAAGUCAGCUACAUCAAGUAUGCUGCAUAGCCUUCAUCAUUGGAUGGCGACUAUAACGUUAGAUAAAGUGGGAUGCAUAAUGAAUCUUUUAAAAGUCUUUUUGCUGCCCGAUGUUUGGUGCAGAGAGGACUAGAUGUUGUUGUUCUGGAGGCCAGAGACAGGGUUGGCGGACGACUACUAACACGUCAGACACAGGAACAUGGACCUGUUGAUUUAGGAGGAGCAUAUAUUGGUCCAUCCCAAAACAGAAUUAUCAAUCUCGCAAAGGAACUUGAAAUAGAUACAUACAACGUGUAUUACAACGGGAAGAAUGUUCUUGAUUUGACUACACAUGGUACACUUCACUACCGAGGAAUGAUUCCACCUUUUUGGAAUCCGUUCAAACUCCUUGAUUUGAAUCAUAUAAUAAGGACAAUUGACAGAAUGGCUCAAGAGGUCCCUAUUAAUGAGCCAUGGACAGCCAAAAGAGCUGAGGAGUGGGACAGCAUCACAGCCCAGGAAUUUGUGGACAGGAACUGUUGGUCAAAAUGUGUCAGCAGCAUUGUCAAGAUCUUCAUCCAGUCCAUUAUGUGUACAGAGCCACACGAGGUGUCCUUGCUGUCUCUGCUCUGGUAUGUUCACAGUGGAGGGGGCGUAGAGGUCAUGUCAGAGGUCAGGAAGGGGGCCCAGGAAAAAAAAUUUGUUGGUGGCUCCCAGCAGGUGUGUCUUAAAAUGGCAGCUAGUCUCGGGAACAGAGUUCAUCUAAACUCAGCUGUUGUAAAAGUCCAGCAAAAUCAGGAAGAAAAAAUUAUCAUUGAAGAUAUUCAUGGUAAAAAAUAUCAGGCUAAAUAUGUAAUAUCAGCUGUACCUAUAACAAUACUGAGUAAAAUACAUUUCACCCCAGAAUUGUCUGAUCUGAAACAGCAACUGAUUCAACGAAUGCCAAUGGGGUCUAUAAUAAAAACUGUCACCUAUUACGAGACAGCAUUCUGGAGAGAUCAGGAUUUCAAUGGGAUUGCUGUCAGUGAUAAUGGUCCAAUAGUUGUUACCUAUGAUGACACCAAACCCGAUGGAAGUUCUCCAGGAUUAAUGGGCUUCCUAUUAGCGAAUCAAGCCAGACAGUUAUGUACACUCAGUAAGGAAGAAAGAUGGAGGGCAAUCUGUAUACACUAUGCAACAGUUUUUAAAAAUGCAGAUUUCCUUAAGUCCACUGGAUAUGAAGAACAAAACUGGAUGAAGGAGGAGUAUUCAGGAGGAUGUUAUUCCGCGGUGCUGCCAAAUGGUGUACUGUCUGUUUAUGGAAGGGUAAUGAGAGAACCACAUGGACGGGUCCAUUUUGCAGGAACAGAGACGGCUACGAGGUGGUCAGGCUACAUGGAUGGAGCCAUCCAGGCAGCUGAGAGGGCAGUGAAGGAGAUUCUAGAGAAACUUGGAUACCCAACAGAUGGCUUGUAUGGAGAUGCAGAUAUCAGCCCCACUUUUGCCCCCCUGGGGGUGACCUACUUCCUGCCCUCGGUGUCCUCUUUCCUGAGGAUCUGUGGGGCAGUGGUUUGUUAUGGUGUCCUGUUGUACACCCGGCCAUACUUCGCUGGGUGGAGAGGAGUACUUACCAAAAAGUAUCUGGAUAUUUAUAUGUAGCUACUAAUGCAUUGGAAAGAUACCAACAUUUCAUCGCUCAAUUUUCCAGUAAAGACCGAUAAAUAUUACAUGCUUACUGGUAUAUAGUUUGUGUGACAGUCUCAUUUAUUUGAUUGAUUGUUUACUGUACCUUUCCUAAAGAAUUAUAAGAAUUUCACUGUGGUAAAAUAUACCAGUAUGCUUUAUAUGAAUAUACAUGUAAAUGUUUUAAGACAAGAACUGCUAUUUCAAAUACUGAAACUUGAUUUUUUAUGGCGUCGAGCGAAGCUCGAAAGCCAUCUAGGGAUCGUACGUCCGGAAGUUACGUUUUUAGGAGCCAAACAACUCAAAUGAGUGCAAAGUUUUCGUAUGUGUUUGAAGAAAAAUAGAUGACAUACUUCAAUUUCGAGCAGAACUGUACGUCAACAAAACAAGUUUGCAGAUUCGAAAUGGUUGCCGUCUUUAAAAAUGUUCACAUUUUAUUGAAAACAAUAUGUCUCGGUUUCAGCGGAUGAAUACACUAGCACCGAAACACAUGCGAUAGCUGGGCUUACAUACUCAAUUUCGUUAUGAAAUGUACUAGCCUGCAAAAUAGAUUAUUUUGUAUCCAUAUCGAAAAUUGACAAUGCACAAAUGUUUGAUCUUGUAGAAACAAAACUUCCUAAUCUAGCGAUAAGUACAUCUACAACCAAAAGUUAUUUUAAACCAACUAGUGAACUACUUUCACUUUGUAAACAACGUGAAUGGGUGCUUUCUUUUAUCUACCCCUGAUCUUUUCGGCCCGUGUCAUUUGGAUCCUUGUGAAUUUUAGAUGAAAUUGAUAAUGAGAGACAGAGUGGUUAUCAGCAGUAUACAAUAUAUAAGAUUAAACACAAUGAUAAUUUUAAUAUUUAUUUUCAUAUAAAUAGAGAAAAAAAAUCUAAAAAAUUUUUAACUCCUAAGAUAUUUCUAUAAACUUAAAUUUUCAAUUGAAAUUCAAAACUUUUUAAUAAUUAGGUGAGCAAAUUUGUAAUGAGUUGUAAUUUUAUUAGUUAUGUGAUAAAUAACAUUUUCUAUUUUUAAUUUUUAUUUUAUUUUCGAUAAUUUAUGAAAAAAAUACCAGCUUUUGAACUUGGUCAUUUUUUUUGGCAAAAUAUUGCAUAUAGGGUACCCUCAUUGUACGGAUAAGUCCUCCUACAGUUUUCAAAAUAGGAAGUUGUUCUUUUGCAGAUCAAUUAUACAUAUAUCAGAGGUAUGCAUACUGCUAGGAUUUUGAUUUUCGAUAAUUUAUGAAAAAAAUACCAGCUUUUGAACUUGGUCAUUUUUUGGCAAAAUAUUGCAUAUAGGGUACCCUCAUUGUACGGAUAAGUCCUCCUACAGUUUUCAAAAUAGGAAGUUGUUCUUUAGCAGAUCAAUUAUACAUAUAUCAGAGGUGUGCUUAUUGCUAGGAGUUUGGUUACUGAUAAUUUAUGAAAAAAAAUUGCUUGGAUUUUGGUUACUGAUAAUUUAUGAAAAAAAAAUCAAAAAAUUUAAUCAUUUUUGGGCAAAGUAUUGCAUAUAGCGUACCCUCAUUGUAUGGAUAGCUCCUCUUACAGUUUUCAAGAUAAGAAGUUGUUCUUUUGCAGAUCAAUUAUACAUAUAUCAGAGGUGUGCAUAUUGCUAGGAUUUUGAUUACUGAUAAUUUGUGAAAAAAAUACCAGCUUUUGAAGUUAGUCAAUUUUUAGCAAAAUAUUGCAUAUAGAGUAACCUCAUUGUACAGAUAACUAUUCCUACAGUUUUAUAGAUAAAAAGUUGUUCUUUUGCAGAUUAAUUGUACAUGUAUCAGAGGUGUGAAUAUUUCUAGAAUUUUUAUUUCUGAUUAUUUAUGAAAAAAAUACCAGCUUUUGAACUAAGUCUUUUUAGCAAAAUAUUGCAUAUGGGGUACUUUAUUUCACUGGAUAUGGGUUGACAUGGAUUAUGGUUACAGUUCGCAUAUAAAAAGAAAAACCCGGUUAGCUGUCACAUUGACAGCUUUUCACUUGUUAAAAAAAUUAUUUAGGUUUUUACUCUUCAAAUUAACAUUAACUCGACGCCAUUGUGGCCCUUCAGGCCUUUGAUUUAAAAAUGGGAAAUGGAUUGUUGAAAAGUGUCUUUGAGAUAUAGUAAAUACAAUAAAUGUUUUAUUAGCAGAAAAGUUUGUCCAAUUUAAAAACAUUUAGACAGUAGUUAGAGUAUGAGAGAGAGAGAGAGAGAGAGGCUAUUUUUUACUUUUAUAUGCAAACAUGUACCGGUACAUACAAUGUGCAUGCUACAUGUAUAUUUUUUUAUCUAUUUAAUCUGUUAAUUGUUUCUUUUAAAUAUAUCUGCAGCCAAUUU